CAUGAUUUAGUUAUGGAUAUGAACCAGAUGAUUUCUAUUCGUGGGCCAGACGUAUAUCAAUCUAGUAUUUAUACAAGCAUUGUGAAAAAGCAAGAAUAUGCACGUAGUUUUAGUAUUGCGAAAA
Molecule: messenger RNA, 124 nt
Organism: Racocetra persica
Lineage: Eukaryota; Fungi; Glomeromycota; Glomeromycetes; Diversisporales; Gigasporaceae
Source: the annotation of a GenBank genome assembly